Cooperia oncophora is the source of this 1068-nucleotide messenger RNA. Lineage: Eukaryota; Metazoa; Nematoda; Chromadorea; Rhabditida; Trichostrongylidae. The record is from the annotation of a GenBank genome assembly.
AUGGCCUCAUCUACUUGGGUGAGCCCAGAAGAAUAUGAGAGACGGGAGAAGUAUCUCCGUGCAGGGCUACGAGAAGUUGAUCUUAUGGACCCGUACACUUGGUCCCGACCUGCUCAGGGAGCUGCUGCGAUGUUUGGCCUAAUGUUAGUUACUGCACGUCUUUACGACAUAUGGAACAAAAAGCCAUUCUAUUUCGCGCUCAUCCCUCGUCUCACAAUUUUGGGAAUAGGAACUGCUGCGGGCUAUGGAAUGGGCAAAUUAAGAGAGCGUCAUUGGAAGACUAGAGAUGCUGUCAUACAGCACUACAUGGAGCUACAUCCCGAAGACUUCGAUCAUUUCAAAGACAGUACCGAAAAAGCGAAGCUCAGAGAAGAAGAACUGAACGAGGCACUAAAUCGUGCGAAAGAACAAGCAGAAAGUGGAGUUGUCGAUGAAGAGACUGUGAGAACUUUAGAAGGAUUCUUAUCCCUCGAAGGAUGUGGCUGGUCGGCGAAGCGAAUACAGGAAGCACUGGAAUUGUUACGAAAAGCUAGUUUGGGUAUUUCCAGCAAAGAUGCCCAGCCGUCGAAGUUCUCAUUCUCAGUUUCCAAAAAGAAGCCUACUCCAGCAUCGUCGGAAAAGCCUUCCCCAAUCCCUGUAUCAUCAGAAACAACAUUCCUGCCUCCGGGUGAAGUUCCUGGAAAUGCCAUUCACUUAUCGAAUUUGAACGGUGAGACUAGAGUUAUUACGGGUCAAGAUGGUUUUGAUGUGAAGCUUAAAGACAUCAAAAAUUGUCAACUUUCUUUCGUCUUUCGUCCAUCAACUGUGCAUAUCCAGGGAGUGGAUAAUUGUAAGCUGGUGUUUCUUCCCGUAGAAACUUCCAUCCUUGUCUAUGAUUGCACAAAGUCCCAAAUAUUUGCCACCGCACAACAGUUGCGUAUUCAUAAUUCCCAUGAGCUUCGACUUCAUGUAGGAGUGCGUGCAGCUGUCAUUAUAGAAUCUUGCAGUAAGAUUCGUAUGGCUCCUUACAGGUUUGUUACUAUUAUUUUAAUUAGUCAUCUGGUUCACAGUGACUCGGACAAAGGGCAA